AUGGAGCCAGCACAUGCGAUACUUCUAAAGCGAUUAUCGCCAGAAGAAGAAACAGCUCUAGAAGCUCGCAGAAUAAUGUCAGCUAUUGAACACCGUAAAUUUGCCGUUUCGAAGCAGAACGCUCCAGCACAAGUGAACUGGGCAGUUGACCCAGAUGAGAGGACCAAACAGAUCCAAUCGGUAUUCAUGGAAACACUUGAACCCGAGGCCAACCUUUAUAUUCGAGAUGCUGAAGAUAAACAAGCGGAAAUUGACCAGCUUGAGAUUACGCUUCGAGAAAAGGUCAACAGCUACUCAAUGACAGCGUACAAUUCUCUUGAAGCUAUGGUUCAAUCUCUGCUGCUCAUUGACAAUGGAGAAAAGACCUACAAGAAUCUACACGCCGACGUUAUUGGGGCGUUAGAUGACUGUACUGACAAGUUUUCUCAACUCAGUAUUGCAUGCAAAGAUAGUGUGCAUGACUUCGGUAACAAGGCUGGGGAUUGCAUGGAGCUCAAAGACAGUAUUGAUUCCAUAAUGGAACGAAAGCAAGAACGUGAUCAAAACUUGGACAAACACCGUCAACGUGAACAAGUGUUGGCUCAACAGCUUCGCGAUAUCCAGUCAAGUUCAAGUGACUUUGGUUUCCAAUUCUCCAGUAUUUUCAGCGACAAUGCCAAAAAUGACUUGCAAAACAGAGUCGAUGACGCGCAGGAUCGGCUCCACAGAAAUGCACAGGAGCAGCAUAUGGAGCUUAAGAAGAUUGAGCAGUUCUACCGACUGGCUAUCACUUCAUUGAAUAGCGGUGCUGCUAUCGCGACUCUCAUAGAGCAGGUCCAAAGAACUCAUGAAAAGAUGGGUCUUGAGUACUCUCAUGCCAUUGACCAUCAUAAAGCUGCUGAUGGGCUUUUUCGAGGACUUCUUGACUUGAAGAACAAACUCUAUGCUGGAGAUUGGACUUCGACUCGCGAUAGAUCUCUUCAGGUUGUUCUGCAGCUGAUGCAGCAGGAUGAUGAAGUUUUCCAGCGCCAGGCCUACUAUGAGGAUAUGGAGCUUAGAGUCAAAGCUGCAAUUAAUGUCAAAUAUCACACAGCUAUCACAAAAUUGUGCCAAACCGCCCCAUUAGACUUUGUGUUAAUAAAGCUGCUUGCAACGUGGGACAAGCCCUUUCCUACUACACGGUCCUACUCAAUGAUGAACGAAUUGGACUGUUAA
Molecule: messenger RNA, 1194 nt
Organism: Fusarium graminearum PH-1
Lineage: Eukaryota; Fungi; Ascomycota; Sordariomycetes; Hypocreales; Nectriaceae
Exons: 7
Coding region: 1-1194 (397 amino acids)
Source: RefSeq, a predicted model, not a curated record